GUUAUUUUGGAUGGGAAAAAAAAAAAAUUUCCAAUUUUUGACCUGAAAAUGGUGGAAAAGUGAGAAUGAAGAAAAUGAAGGGCACGACCACCAUGGGUCUACACUGAGAGAUUGAAGCGCAAAAAAAAAAAAAAAAAAAAAAAACUUCUAGAAGGAAUCAACCACUUUUUGGUUUUUCGCACUUUUUUUUUUUUUUUUUUGGGCGACUCUCUUCUCUUUUCUUUUCUCUCCUACACAGUCUCUCUCUCUCUUUCUCUCUCUCUCUCUCUCUCUCUCUCUCUGUUCAUCAAUUUGAAACACCGACUCUGAAACGAAACAACCCAAACCUUCAAAUCGAUUCUCCGAAACACCGACUCUGAAACGAACCAACCCAAACCUUCAAAACAGAAAGACAGAAGGGGGAAAAAAAAAAAAAGAAAAGAAAAGAAAACGACAUGUCGUUCUCAUUCUUCAAGCCGUCGAGGCCUAAAACCCCACAAGACGUGGCCAAGGCAAUCAAGGACAGCCUCGUCGCCCUCGACACCAAGACCGUCGUUGAAGUUAAAGCCCUCGAGAAGGCUCUAGAAGAAGUUGAAAAGAAUUUUGUGACAAUGAGGUGUAUGCUGGUGGGAGAUGGGGAGGUUGAACCCGUACCCGAACAAGUUUCACAGCUUGCUCUAGAAGUAUGUAAAGAGGAUGUUAUUACUCUAAUAGUUCACAAGAUGGCUAUUUUAGGAUGGGAAGCAAGAAAAGACUUGGUUCACUGUUGGUCCAUAUUGUUGAAGCAAAAGAUUGGCUCUACUUAUUGCUGUGUAGAAUACAUCGAGAACCAUCUUGAGUUGCUCGACUUUCUUGUCGUUUGCUAUGAUAACAAGGAGAUUGCACUGAACUGUGGAAAUAUGCUGAGGGAAUGUAUUAAAUUUUCAACACUUGCAAAAUACAUAUUGGAGUCUACAAGCUUUGAGUUGUUUUUUAAAUUUGUGGAAUUGCCUAACUUUGAUGUUGCUCCUGAUGCAUUUUCCACCUUUAAGGACUUGCUUACUAAACAUGAAACAUUGGUCUCUGAGUAUUUGACCUCACAUUAUGAUGAGUUCUUUGAUCUAUAUGAAAAACUCUUGACAUCUCCUAAUUAUGUAACAAGAAGGCAAUCUUUGAAGCUUCUCUCGGAAUUCCUGUUGGAGUCCUCAAAUUCCCACAUAAUGAAGCGUUACAUUGUAGAAGUCCGGUACUUGAAAGUCAUGAUGACAUUGCUUAAGGACUCCAGCAAAAAUAUCCAGAUCUCUGCUUUCCACAUUUUUAAGGUUUUUGUUGCUAAUCCUAACAAACCACGAGAAAUAAAGGUCAUUCUGGCCAAAAACCAUGAAAAAUUGCUGGAACUGCUUCACAAUCUAUCUGCUGGGAAAGGUGCUGCUGAAGAUGAUCAAUUUGAAGAGGAGAAAGAGCUGAUCAUGAAGGAAAUCGAAAGAGUUGCUCGAACUUGCCGUCUUGAAUGCUAAGUCGUGUGGCCAAUUAGUUUCAUUUGUGAUGUGAUCCUGCAUUUUGACUUUCGAUGGUUUAUAUGAUCUUCUGACAAAAAACUUGUUUGCCAAGGAAGAAAAAGAAUGUGUUUGCAGUUGAGGAGUGUAUUGCAGUAAUAGGUGAGGAUGGUGUUUUGUAUGCCUUUGUAAUAUUGUGCAAUAAAAUAAUAUUAUUUAGUAAAUAUUUGUCUUGCAAGUUUUGUAACCAAAUAUAAAAUAUUUGUUGAUUAUUUCCUUUUUGGGUUUUGUAAGGACAUGAACAAAGGAUAUCACUAAAUUCAGAUUGGAGUAUUGUUCAUAACUCUGCCGUGGAAUGUGAUUAGGUUGCUGCCUUAAAGUAGUCCGUGUGAA
Molecule: messenger RNA, 1847 nt
Organism: Ziziphus jujuba (common jujube)
Lineage: Eukaryota; Viridiplantae; Streptophyta; Magnoliopsida; Rosales; Rhamnaceae
Exons: 11
Coding region: 435-1475 (346 amino acids)
Biological process (GO): intracellular signal transduction
Molecular function (GO): protein serine/threonine kinase activator activity
Source: RefSeq, a predicted model, not a curated record